Messenger RNA from Ziziphus jujuba (common jujube), 435 nucleotides. RefSeq lists its product as uncharacterized. The record is from RefSeq and is a predicted model, not a curated record. The transcript has 3 exons. The coding region runs from base 1 to 402 and encodes 133 amino acids. Lineage: Eukaryota; Viridiplantae; Streptophyta; Magnoliopsida; Rosales; Rhamnaceae.
AUGGCUUCUAACAGGAUUGCAAUUCUUUGGGAAAUUUUCUUCGUUGUUAUUCUUUUUCUGGGUCAAGCAGUGGCAUCAAGGGAACUACUUAAUGUCCAGGCUCAUAUGCUUUAUGUAAAGAAUGAGGAACAAUUUCAGAAUAACAUGUCGCCUGAAUAUCAGAUUGCUGACACUCCUUAUGGAUUUGACCUUCCUCCUACCUACAUAUCAGAUGUGAAGGAGGAAGAAUUACUUUUUCAGGCUUACGCACCAUCGCCGGAGGCUGAUCAAACUCGAUAUCAUACAGCUGAUCCCCCUGAUGGAUACAAUUUUGUCAUUCAUCCUACAGGUGGCGCUUUUUUUGCAACAGGGUUUUUCGUCUUUCUCACGUUCAUUUGUAUUUUGUGUUUAUGUAACUUCUAAUUAAACUAACAAAGUUUAUUUUCUUCCGUUAAU